AUGCCUUCCGCCGAAAUCAUCUCGACCAGUACAGGCGGGCCUAAUAUCGUGGGCGGCAACCCUGUAGCGAAGACCCGAUGCCUCCAGCCGCUAGUAUAUUCCGGAUCGCUGGACAGGUUCACAUAUGCCGACAUCACACCCGUCAUAGGCCGCGAGUAUGAAGCUCUUCAGGUGACUGAACUACUCUCGGCGGAUGACGCCAUGAUCAGGGAUCUCGCCAGCAUCAUCUCACAACGUGGAGUUGUCUUCCUGCGCGACCAAGUUGUCACUCCUCAGGAAAUGAAACAAUUCUGCCUCCGAUUGACAGAAGUUGCGGGAUGCCCCGAGUCGUCAGGCCUACAUGUCCAUCCGCUUACGGAAGAGGGUAGUGAGCUUGGAGACCAGGUCAGCGUUAUCAGUAGUGAGAAGCAGAAGAAAGGGGGUGGCCUCACUCAUCAGCUCAGUGAUGUUAGCCGCUUUGCCAGUGCUGGUUGGCACACUGAUAUAUCAUUCGAACCGGUCCCCUCAGAUUAUGCAAUGCUGAAAAUUCACACCCUCCCCGCGACGGGAGGCGACACUCUCUGGGCAUCUGGCUAUGAAAUAUACGACCGCUUGUCCCCCAGCAUGCAAAGAUUUCUUGAGGGCCUGACAGCCACGCACGAUGCGAGUUUUUUCCACGAGGAGGCGAGACGUCUUGGCAAUCCGAUCCGAAAGGAUACCCGAGGCUCCCCGCUGAAUACAGGCGAGAGCCUUCAAGCCAUUCAUCCUGUAAUUCGAACAAAUCCUGUGACGGGGUGGAAGUCUGUGUACGUCAAUAAGGGUUUCACCAAACGCAUCAACGGCGUCACCAAGGACGAGUCCGACAUGCUUCUCAGCUACCUGUUCAAUCUUGUGACCCAGAACCAUGACGCCCAGGUGCGGUUCAAGUGGCGCAAGAAUGAUAUGGCCAUCUGGGAUAACCGCAGUAUGUGGCACUGCGCCACCUAUGACUACCCUGAAGCUCGAGCAGGAGACCGAGUCGCCUCGCUGGGCGAGGCGCCCUACUUGGAUCUCUCAAGCAAAAGUAGACGCGAAGCGCUAGGACUAUGA
Messenger RNA from Penicillium daleae, 1068 nucleotides. Its product is annotated as TauD/TfdA dioxygenase family protein. Lineage: Eukaryota; Fungi; Ascomycota; Eurotiomycetes; Eurotiales; Aspergillaceae. Gene Ontology annotation, cellular component: cytoplasm. The coding region runs from base 1 to 1068 and encodes 355 amino acids. Gene Ontology annotation, molecular function: 2-oxoglutarate-dependent dioxygenase activity. The transcript is spliced from 5 exons. The record is from RefSeq and is a predicted model, not a curated record.